ACUCCCUGCGCAGCCAUUUUGAGGGGGGAGGCAGAGGACCCGUCGAGCGCUUAUGUGCUGUUAUUAGCCGCCCUAAAAAACACACAAAGAAACCGAACGGGGCAAACGUUGGACGGCACGUCGUUAAAUAUGGGCCCACCAGGAGACAGAACACGCCACACAUCGACUGAUAGAACGGGGGAUCUCCGCUGGAUGGUCGAUUUAUCUUGACAUGGCAUGCGGCGGGGCGAGCCGGAGGUUGUGACGACUGAAGAAAAGAAGAGAAAGAACUAGCUCGAAGCGUCCGACGUUUGAAGAAGAGUGAUAUUUUGUUUAGCUAACGUUUGUUUCGCGUUUAUUUUAAACGAUUACCAACUGGUUCCUGUCGGAAGUUGUUGACAACAGUUAAAUAAUAUGGAGCUGAAAUAGUGACCAGUAACAGUUACAGAGUGAACCCUGCGUUAGUCUCCCGACUUUUAAUAACAUUGACAGUCUCAUUGAGGCAGAAAAUGUAAGAAAAGGGCUUGGUAAGAUGACUGACCACACAUAGAAAGCCUCAGUUAAACCAGUCUGUCUUAAAAUAAGAUGUAGCUUUAUCACUGGUUGACUACUAGUGUCAGAAAUGAAUACCUAGGUCGGCUUGCUAGCUAGCUAGCAGACCUUAGCUAGUGUGCUAAAAAUACGCCCACAUCAUGACUAUCAGCUGUGGCAGCAGCACGGGCCCAGGUCCAGAUGAGUGACGGCAAAAGUUCAGGAAAUGUCGAUUUAUUUUCGCUGUAGUCUUCGAUGUUACCGGGUGCCUGGAUCUGUUGGCAUCUGUGUCUAUCUGCCAUGUUCGUCUGUAUUCCCAGUCCGCCUGUAACACGCUUAUAACACAGUCUGUGUUCAGAGAAACAACAAAAUCGCAGCCAUGGAUCGGGGACUAUGAGAUGACCCAGUUAAUAGAAUAUCAGUCUGCUUGCUGUAGUUCACAAUCUCACUAGCAAAAAAAAAAAAAAAAAAAUGUCACCAGUAAGUGUGUUGUUUUGUAGCAGCCUCUUCUAUUAGUUUCAGUUAACAUUUCUAAAAGAGAGCCACAUUUGAGUUGCUGUUUUCUUAAAAUAUGUUGUAUUCAUUUCAGCGGCAAUUGAGAAACAGCAGCUAAUUUGGCUUGAAAGCCACGUCUUAAAACAUGGGUUUUUGAUCAGGUAUAAAGGCGAUGGAGUCUUAACCUGUUGACCAUUCCCCUCCUCAAAACUGCCUUUUUACAACAAACAAAUAUUGACAUGACUUAGUUUAAUCUUUGAUUUGUUGGUCUUUUAAGUUCAUAGGUAGAGGUUAGAAGAUCUAGUUUCAGAGUUUUGAUGCAUUGUCAGCCUCAUCCUUUUUUAAACGUAUAAAAAACAAAAUAGACGGUGUCGCUAAAGUGUACUAUACAAGAGGUACAGACACUACCAACAAAAUCUAACCAUGGGGGACCCAACUUCACGAAGAAACCAAACAAGAAACCGGCUUCGAGCUCAGCUUCGAAAGAAAAGGGAAUCUUUGGCUGAUCAGUUUGACUUUAAGAUUUAUAUAGCCUUCGUUUUCAAGGAAAAGAAGAAGAAGUCUGCACUUUUUGAGGUAGCUGAAGUGGUGCCAGUGAUGACCAACAACUACGAAGAAAACAUCCUACGAGGUGUGCGCGAUUCAAGCUAUUCUCUGGAGAGUUCAAUAGAGCUCCUUCAAAAAGAUGUUGUGCAACUACACGCCCCCAGAUACCAGUCAAUGCGAAGGGAUGUGAUAGGCUGCACACAGGAAAUGGAUUUUAUCCUUUGGCCACGCAAUGAUAUUGAGAAGAUUGUCUGUUUGCUGUUCUCUAGAUGGAAAGGGGCCGAUGAUGAGCCCUUCAGGCCUGUGCAGGCCAAAUUUGAAUUUCAUCAUGGAGACUAUGAGAAGCAAUGCUUGCAUGCUUUGGGUCGUAAAGACAAAGCUGGAAUGGUCAUGAACAACCCAACUCAGUCAGUGUUUCUCUUCAUGGACAGACAACACCUGCAGACUCCUAAAACCAAGGCCACGGUUUUCAAGUUGUGCAGCCUGUGCCUGUACUUGCCCCAGGAUCAGCUGACCUGCUGGGGCGUGGGAGACAUCGAGGAUCACCUCCGCCCAUACAUGCCUGAUUAAGGCUUCUUACUCCACCCAGCCACACAGAGACCAGCCUUUUCCCCUCCUUCCUUCCCUAAGCCUUCAGAAGCAAAUUGAUACACUCACCUCCUCCCUGUCCCUUUAAAAGAUUUGAACUUAUGCUUGGAUCUCCUUUUUCAUUCCCCACUCAUUCUCCCUCUGACCUGAAGCCUGUUUGCUUCCCAUCCUUUUUUUUUUCCCCAUCCUCCAAAUGUUUGUCCCAAUAUUUUCUGCCAUUUUUGGAUUGGCUCUGACAUUUUUUUAUUUCUUUUUUUUUUUUUACUUCAUUCCCUUUUCCUUGCUCACUCUUUCUUUUUUUUUCUUUUUUUAUUUGAACCUGCACGGACAUUGAUUUUUGAGUGGUUGGUUGUUCUCUUGGAGGCACACAGUCAACAGCAUUGGUCACUGAAUGAACUCUUUAUGUUGCAUCUAAACCAGAACAAACGAUACACAAGUCUUCAUGGUGGUUACGAUGGACAUGCCUUAUAUCCUUGUUGUGAUAAGGAAGGAUUGUUGAAGCUUGUUUUGUAAUGUUACUAGGGCUUCUAAAACAAGUUUAGACAAUUUUGUUGCCCAGGAUAGGCAUGGGCAGGUUUUAAAACACCUGUAUAGGCAAAGAUAACAAGAGGAACAGUGUUUGUCAAAUCAUAUGGUGUGGGUAUUGCUUCUUAUGAACUGCCUUAGUUUUUUUUUGCGGGACUUAAAGAUGUUUUUGUGUCAUUUGCUUCUCUCAGAAACAUACUAAACAGGCCUUUGAUUAAAAUCUUGAGCAUCUCAAAAGGCAUUCAGACAUGUUGGUAUGAUAAAGUUGAUUCAGUUCAAUCUGUUCGUGCACUAUUUCAUUUAAGCUACUGCAAUCUGAUGUUUUAUGCUUAGUUUUUCGAGGGACGUGGGUUGGAGAACUGCAAUGGUGACAGAUGUAAUAUUAAUAUACUUAACAAAAUUCUUGCGUAAAGCUAACCGGUUUCUGUUUAAUUUGACCUAUUAAAAUAAAGAAAAUCUGCUGCCAAGCUUGUUUAAAUUAAAAUUCAGUUUUGCUUUUCAAGGACAAUAAAGUACAGUAGUACAUAAAGUUUUGCUCCUUGCUGAUUCAAUGUGUUUUAGCUGAAAAAAGGGUAUAAGGCAUGUAAUUUCUGGGUUUUGAUUUUUCUGUUCUUUAAUCUUUACUGCUGAGCAUAUCUCAAUACAGUGCAAAGUCUGAAACACCAA
Messenger RNA from Girardinichthys multiradiatus, 3330 nucleotides. It is a transcript of the gene c13h6orf62, whose product is annotated as chromosome 13 C6orf62 homolog. The record is from RefSeq and is a predicted model, not a curated record. Bases 1429 to 2121 code for a protein of 230 amino acids. NCBI's taxonomy places the organism in Eukaryota, Metazoa, Chordata, Actinopteri, Cyprinodontiformes, Goodeidae. The transcript is spliced from 5 exons.